AAUCCCGGAUAUGUGUUUCGAAACCUGGGUUACCUCCAGGAGAGGAUAAAAGCUUUCCAUAUCAACGCACUUGGUUUGUUGUUGAAAGUCGAAGGACCAGUAAGGAUGCAAGCUCUGCUACUAACAUGCCUGUUGGCAGUGGGUUGCCUGGCUCACACACCUUACCGAUGCAAGAGUCCUCCCCUUCUAAGUGGAAGUGUGAUGGUGUCCUCUCAGAAUGAAGCCCUUUGGGAGUCUGCCAACUUCAUUUACGAUGCUAUCGGCCAGCGGAUCAGACUCCAGGAGUUUGGAGUCUUGAACAACAAGAGCUUCAACUUGGACGCCCUGUUGUUAUACAGGGAGGGGGCCAUGUUCUUCAUAGACAAGAAGAACCGCAACUGCACCAAGAGAGCCCUGAAGGGAGACUUCCAGCCCAUGCAGGUCCCUCAGGACGCCCAGCUCCUGGGCCAGGCGGUGCUGGGUAGCUCCUCGGGGCCUGGGGAGGGACUCCUGGUCAACACCUGGGUCGGGAACAGCCCUGAAACAGGCAAGUACAUGAGCACCGUCACGGAGUUCGGCUGCAUUCCCAUCGGCACCGCGUACCACACCGACCAAUACGGAUGGCUCCAGGUCAGCUACUACAACAACAUCAAGGGAGUAGCCGACCCAUCGAUGCUCAAUCCGCCCGAAUUCUGCAAGGGAGCCGAACUCGAGAGGGGCCAGACGCCGGUGAACUUCCUCAAUCUGUUCUUCUAGGUGGCAGCGAGGGGCGCUAAGGACACCCCCUCACCCACACAGAACGGGACCGAAGAGACAAUACGGCCUUCGUGUGUCGACUCAGCAGGGAUAUUAGAGGGGAUCUACCUAAGAAUAAAUAUUAGCACUCAAUAGGCCUUCAGUAUGCCUGAGAGCCCUUAUUGUAAGUUGCCUUGGAUAAAAGAGUCUGCUAAAAUGCCUUUUAUAUUGAAUAUACUGCAUUAUAUUUGAAUUGUAAUCUGGUGCUUUAAUUUUGCUUUCCUUUACAUAAAUGAAGACAUCUCCAGUCUCCACCAUAAAUUGAUGCAGGAAAGGCACACAUUUGUGCAAAAAGGUUCACCAGAAUGCAGGAAAUGAAUGGUUAGAUGCUCAACAUUUCCUCAAGUGGCAAGUGCUAACCAAUAGUCUAACCCUUUUCUAUAUCUGAUCUAUGUGCAUAGAUCAGAGGCAUUAAUAAAUUGACUACCCUGUUUGAGUGAAAAUGUCCAAGACAGAUAUACUGAAGUAUAAUGCAUUGCUUAAGAAAAUAAAUUCUGCUCCUGUAUUUCUGAAUUAAAGACCUUAUUAUCUCAGAAUUUCGAGAAGUUUUUUAU
Molecule: messenger RNA, 1328 nt
Organism: Gadus chalcogrammus (walleye pollock)
Lineage: Eukaryota; Metazoa; Chordata; Actinopteri; Gadiformes; Gadidae
Gene: epdl1
Product: ependymin-like 1
Exons: 6
Coding region: 106-735 (209 amino acids)
Biological process (GO): cell-matrix adhesion
Cellular component (GO): lysosome; extracellular region
Molecular function (GO): calcium ion binding
Source: RefSeq, a predicted model, not a curated record